Molecule: messenger RNA, 1558 nt
Organism: Myripristis murdjan (pinecone soldierfish)
Lineage: Eukaryota; Metazoa; Chordata; Actinopteri; Holocentriformes; Holocentridae
Product: chromatin target of PRMT1 protein-like
Exons: 6
Coding region: 239-979 (246 amino acids)
Source: RefSeq, a predicted model, not a curated record
AAUUCAAAGUAAUUAGAUUUUUUUGUGCACAGUCCCAGAUGCUGAGAGUUUCCUCCGCCGAGCUGAAGGAGCUGAAGGGAGGUCGAGGCGCUCAGUGAACACAAACACCUGGAAAAGUACAUUUUGCUUGUUUCUAGCUUUACCUGUAAGCGAGGAGACAUAAAUCUGCGGGAUUUAGUGAGCGGACCCUGGUGUUACUGUUCCCCAGGAGCGAGUGACAGCAUCACGCACACACCACAUGGCUGCAUCCACAUCAGACACGGUUACCCUGAGGAGCACCACGGCGGUCUCCCUCCAUGACCGCUUCACUCAGAUGCUCAUGCUCCCGAUGGCCCGGCCAGCCGUGUUGACCUUUGACCCCAGCCGGCGGCGGCGGAGCAGCCACAACCAGCAGCUGGUCCUGCUGAUGGAGGACCGUCGGUCUGUCCGGGCCGCCCUGCCGGCCAAGUGGGGUGUGAAGCGGUGCCCGGGGAAGGCCAGUGUGUGGAGCCGGCUGGGCUCGCUCAGGGGGCCCCGGCGUUUCUGUGGCGUCUGGAACUUCAGGCACUUUGGCCUGUGGAGCUUCAGGCGGCGGUACCGCUGGGGAGCCGGAACCAGACGCUACAAGAGGAGCGGCCUCACACACAGGAACAUCAGCAGCGCGCAGCUGCGGCUUCCUGUUUUGGCCCGGCUGGGUGGGCGGGUCGUGGCGAGGAGGAGCGCUGCAGCUCUGCCCGGGACCUCGACCAGGAAGCAGCCGGGACAGAGAGCGAGAGGUUGGACCAGAAUUUAUCCACACAGAGGAGGCUCGGGGGGGCAGGACAGCAGAAAAGAGCCCGUCACCAAGAAGGAGCUGGACGCCCAGCUGGACGACUACAUGUCCAUGUCGAAAAGCAGAUUGGACGCCGAGCUGGACGACUACAUGUCCAUGACGAAAAGCAGACUGGACGCCCAGCUGGACGAGUACAUGGCCAUGGCCGGAGAUUAUCACCUGGACUGACCGAACUGACCUGGUCUCACCACAUGGUGUGGAGUAAAGUUUUGAAUUAUUUGCAGCAGGAGCCCGUUUGUUUUCGUCCAGGAAAAUGUUGAAUGUGUUCGGCUGAAGUGACGCCGUGGCUCUCAGCCUCCGUGGCACCAGAUGAUGUUUCAGAUCAGAUGGAUCCUGGGACGUCCUGCAGGCUGAGAGCCGCUCAGUCACUGAAUAGUUUCUGUUCAUGUUGAAGCCGGGUUUUUUUUUUUAAUUGGUUCUUUAUUCUAAUGUUCAUGUCUGUUUCUCUCCCGCUUCAGAAAAUGAACAGAUGUUGAUUUAAUGAGACCUCAGAUUUGUUUGUGGACGUCGAGGUUCCUCUGCCUGUUCUUGGGUUCUGUGUUGUUUUGUUGAAACUGAGCUGAGCAGCUGCCGUCUGGCUCACCUGGUGUGUGUGCUGCUCACCUGGUGUGUGUGCUGCUCACCUGGUGUGUGUGCUGCUCACCUGCGCUGUGUGUGCUGCUCACCUGCACUGUGUGCUGCUGGCGGCUCCACUUCUGUUACCAAAGUCAAAACGAGGUUUUGUUUUAAUAAAAGAGUGUAGCCUAC